UUUACGAGGAGGUUAUGGUACCGAUAACAAAACAUUACUCCGCGUCGUAAUGCUUCAUAUUCCUCCGUUUUUUGAUGUUGUAAGAAACUCCAGUAACCAUAUCAUCAAACUUGGAGGAGUUAUCGCUCCAGUUCUUCAAUGGUUCUCUCGCACCAUGAAUGUCAAAUUCGAAAUUAUACCAGACAACAUAUUCACCGUCGAGGAUAACGCUGCCGGAAAAGGUCUUAUGAGCUAUAUCGUUGAAGGGAGAGCCGAAAUAUUAUUAGGAGGGGUCGUUGCGACACACAGCCGUUUCCAAAAACUCAACUUCCCUUAUCCGCUUGUUAUCAGUCAAUUUGGUCUUGUCAUUCCGAUGCCGAGUUCAGAAGUGGACGUCAAUGCUGUUUGGAAACCAUUCCAGGGACAGAUCUGGAUCUUUUUGGUGGCCUCGAUGACGGCAACUAGUCUCUGUCUAUACGGCAUCAGCCAUUUCAUUUCGGAAUUCAUGAAGAAUUCAGAAAGGAGGAACAAUCAAGCUCAUUUAGGCAAACUUUUUGAAGAUAUUGGCCGAGCCUUUCAGUAUUCCUUUGGAGUUAUUUUAUCUCAGGGUCUGCUAGCUCAAGGUGGAACGAGCCGCGAUCAAAGGUUGACCAUCCGCGUUCUGGCCGGCACUUGGUGCGUUGCUUGUUUCGUUCUGGUGACAGCCUACAGUAGCGUCCUCAUCUCAUUUGUAACGUCACCUAAUUACAAGCCGUUAAUUCGAUCCGUUCACGACAUACCCAAAAACCCACAAAUCAAAAUCACUGUCAACCGAGGAUGGUCUCCAGAUCUUAUUUUUUCGAAUGCAGCCGAAGGUACUUUCAAAUAUUUGGGAGAUCAGCUAAGAAAGGAACCCGACUUACGUUGCAGCGUUACCGAGGAAUGCUUGGAGCGAGUACGAAAAGGAUCCAGCGCUUAUGUCCAAGAAUAUAGAACCGUGCAGUCAAACAUCGGCUUGGAUUUGAAGAAAACUGGUAAAUGCGAUUUUACAAUCGCAAAGGAACUCUUCUUUAGCUUUGGGGCCGGCCUGGCAGUUGCGAAGAAUAUGGACAUUGAACAUUAUAACCGAGGAUUGUUAAAGGCUCACCAAGCUGGAUUGUUAGAUUUAUGGUUCAAACGAGAUAUGGUCGAUGCGUCCCGUUGUCUGAAUCCAAUGGGUGAUGUGGCCUCCAACAAACAGCGAGUGACACUUGCUGGUUUAAGCGGAGCCUUUGUCGUCCUGGCCUUUGGACUCGCAUUGUCCGUGUUAUGCUUUUGCGGUGAAUUCAUCUCUAUAUGCGAUGAAAAUGAUACAUAA
Daphnia pulicaria is the source of this 1315-nucleotide messenger RNA. Its product is annotated as ionotropic receptor 93a-like. Gene Ontology annotation, molecular function: ligand-gated monoatomic ion channel activity. Gene Ontology annotation, cellular component: membrane. The record is from RefSeq and is a predicted model, not a curated record. The transcript has 10 exons. Bases 50 to 1315 code for a protein of 421 amino acids. NCBI's taxonomy places the organism in Eukaryota, Metazoa, Arthropoda, Branchiopoda, Diplostraca, Daphniidae.